CAUUCCGCCUACCUGAGAAUGGCGAGCGUGCCGUCGCAUAUUGGCAGGGCACCUGCCCCACCUCGUCCAAACUUGUGACGUGCAAGGAAUUAAUUCUAUUGACACACAUUUACUUGAGUUAAAACCCGCACAUUACCUAUCUGCAUUCCAGCGAACACCAACACGAGCGGCCCCUUGAACUCCGUCUCUCAACAGCGUGUGCUCUUCGCCAAUCCCUAUCAUUCUAGUCAACCAUUCACUUCUGUCUGUUAUCCUAGCUUGUGUUUAGGCCUCGCGCCACACCCAGUGGCCUCCGGCUCGGGGAGCCUCUGCGUAGUCUUGCAUAGUGUAGGGCCUAAUGUCUUAAGAUACCUCUCCAGCAGCUCAGCCUGAUGGAGUGCACGGGGCAGCCCAGGGCGUGGCGGUGGCGCCAGUCGGAGUUAGUCGACUACUCGUGCCCAAGCCUCCUAACACGCACACGACUCUCUGGCUGGAGCAAACUUGUGUUAAUAGCACUUCUAGUUCUAUCAGCCUCGUCACCCCGGCAAGCGGAGGCUGCGCUCAAACUCAGAGGCGCCCGGAGAAGCUUGCAGCAGCCAAAUUUUGAGGUCCUAGACAACGCAGUCAACUUGAAAUAUGGAGACCUUCUGUGCAGCAACUUUGACGAGGACCCGACAGGACAGCCUACGUUUGUUCACGCGGGCGAGGCGGACACAGCGUUGGUCACUGGGAUUGACGCGGACUAUACUGACCCCUACGUGGACACGACCUCGGGAAAGUUCUACCCCCGCGGCAUCUACAACAUGGGGAUAUUCGACUCGGGCACGUUCGUGCCAGGCGGCGGCAGCGUGGGCACGCGGCUCGAGCUGGUGCGGCGCGUCAGCGGCAGCGCCAAGGCCGGCGCCAGCCCGCAGGUGCCUCUCACAGACGCGGUCUUGACGCGGCGGCAGGCGGGGCCCUUUGCCACCAGCAAGCUGGGGUCGCUUCUGAAGGCGAUCGUUUGCUGCAGCCGCGACAACUUUGUGGAGUCCAUCCGCCUGGUGCGGGAGCUCGUCGGCGACACCAUUAUUGGCAACCCCACAUGCUACGGCUACGCAAUUGAGGUGCCUCGCCCCGCGGAUGCACCGCUGUGGGCGGGCCUGUCAAUAGGCAUGGGCAAGCCUGUGGGCUCCACCGAGUACGUCGUAAGCUCGAUACGCUUUGUGUGGGCGUCUUACGACCCCAUCCUCAGCUCCCCGCCGCCCCCCAGCCCGCAGCCCAGCCCGCCGCCGCCCAAGUCGCCGCCCAAUCCGCCGCCCAAUCCGCCGCCCAGCCCGCCGCCCAGCCCCCGCCGCAACGCGACCGGUGCCGUGCGUGCGCCCUCCACGCCGCCCCCGCCGCCCAGCCCCAAGCCGCCCAGCCCGAAGCCGCCCAGCCCCAAGCCGCCCGUGCGCAAGGGCAAGUCACCGCCGCCGCCGUCGCCCAGCCUGAUGGACAAGCUGCCGCCGGGGACCAACAAGGACUGGUAUGUCAUCACAAAGGGCGUCGCCUCCAUCGAGCUGCUGGACUACACGGGUACCGUUCAAAUGGUGGGGCCCACGUUUCCCGUGGUCACCACGCCCAGCUUGGACACCGUGAUUGCCGCGGGGCGCUACAGCAAGGGCACGCUGUUUGGCCUGGGCAGUGAGAACAUGGCCAUGACCUGCUGCAAGGCCCCUGUGGGCGCAAAGCUGCCGGGGCUGGACCAGAUCAUCCUGCAGGGCGCCGCGUGGGCUGGGUACUACGGUAUCAAGUGCGGCGGCGCCAAGGUCCGCGUGAGCCACGCCAAGUACGUGCCGUUCGCCACGUGGCUCAUCACGCAACGCCCCGACCUGUUCCUGAAAGACGUGGAGAUCUACACGCCCGUAGCCGACUUUGUGAGAGCCGUGAAGGGCACGGUGCCGCAGGGCAAGCGCCCGCCCAUGGACCUGUACAUCGUGGGACCCGGCGACGGCGACCAGGCCGGCGGCAACUCGACGUACACACCCACCUUCCUGGCCGCGCUGCGCGACUACCUCAACUCGGGCAAGGGUGUCAUCUUCCUGGGCCAGAACCCGCUUGAAUCCAUCGCCAACGGCGGCACCACAACCACCACCGGCACCACGACUGGCACCACCGGCAAGAACAAAAAGGGCAAGGCCGGCAAGAACGUCGUCGUGACCGUGGACGUCGGCCGCCGCCGCCAGCGCUCGCUGCUGGAGAGCUCCGCAGCCUACGCGCUCAACGCCGUGUCUGGCCCCACUGGCAUGGUGUUUGCUGGCCAGGUGCUGCCGCCGGUGCCGCCCGGCCCCGUCGGCGUGGGGCCGCUGCCGCCCUCCGACCUUCUGAACGCGGAGCAGGCUGCGGGCCAGUACCUGCUGUACCUGCAGGGCCAGGCCGGCAAGAUCUACGACCUGACCGUAGUGGCGGGCGUCGUGUCCAAGGCCCGCGCCGCUAUGCCGCGCGGCUCGCCCGGCUCCGAGAACCUUUACACGCUCAUUGACAGCAUCACACAGCUUGGCGGGACCAUACCUGUCUACAACCCUGCCGCCCAGCCAUCAUCCCCUCCGCCGCCCAGCGCACGGCCCUCUCCCGUGCGCUCCCCAGCGCCCUCCCCAUCGCCCUCACCCUCCCCGCGCGCCAGCAAUGCCACCGCCGGCAACUCCACUACCGCAGGGAACAGCACCAGCAACGGCAACAGCACUGCCGCCUCGUUUAAAUACCUGGGCUGCUACGUCGACAACUCUGCCACGCGUGCGCUGCCGUUCCGCCUCUCGGUGUCGGACCGCAACCUCACUUCCGCGCGGUGCGCCAGCCUGGCAGCCAAUGCCUCACUCAAGUACUUUGGCAUGCAGGGAGCCAACUGCUUCGGCGGCAGCAACGGCACUUUGGCCACCGGCUACGGCACGUCCACGAAUUCGGCCGAGUGCAGCGUGCAGUGCAGCGGCAACAAGGCCGAGAUGUGUGGCUUCGCCUCCGCGAACAAGCUGCUCCUCAGCUUGUACCAGUGGACUUGAGCGGGGCCCACACGGGGCCCUGCUGGGUUGCAGGGGCGCGCGUUAGCGCCGUGCGGCUAUCUGCCAUACCCGCCCCGCAGUCAAGGGCGACAACCGGCGGCCCCAAAGCUUAACGGCCGCGCGCCGGUGUAUAGAUCUUAUGCGUGGAAGCAGUGUACUCGCACUCGGAUUUGCAACGGGUAGCGGCGUGCAACUGCAUCGCGCGCUGGCUCGACAAGCUUUGCAUGCGGCACCGGACCUGUUGGAUGUAUAACAUUGUUGGGGAUGCACACGAGGUGCGGCUGCACACAUGCCGGGAGUGAGCCAGGUGUUUCAGUAUGCACGCUCGUGUUUUGGGGGGCGUCUUGGAGGGCGGCGGCCCCCGCUAACUCAAGAAUGAUACAAGUGACAUGAUCGUGCGUUUGUCUGGUUACACACCUUUGCUGUGUCCGCCCACGCUUGCAAGCCUCACAACCGUGCGACGCGUAGACAGUCCGCUGGUUCGGUCUGGACGCGUCACGCAUUCCCAUGCAGCCUUCAUUGGCUGUGCGCACUUAGACAUUGAUUUGUAGUCAGUUGGCGGCGGGCGAACAUGUAUUGACGUCAAGAUAACGUGCUUUCGCACUGGUCCUUGUGUGCAUGGCAGCAUGGAAGGAAGCGCGGGAGGAAUGAAUUACUGGGUGGUGUGAUGCAGAGCAUAUGCAUUGCAAGCACCUGACACCAAGCCCCGUUACCGGCGGGAUGACCCCACCUGCCCCUGAGUCUUGCCCUGUGUGUACGUUGGGCACUGGGGUGCAAUCCAGUGUGGUAUGACGGCACCGUGGCACUGACCAUGUCCCUAAUACCACUUGGCUAGACGACUAACUGACAUGACUGGAGUCGGACCAUGACCUCGUAUGGGGCAACUUGCGCGCAGGGUCUGGCGUUACAUGAGAAAACGAAUGCGAGGGGCGGCGGGUUAUUGGCAGGCCGGUGUGUGCACAGACGGGGGCUCAAGAAUAAUAAGGAAUGCGGCAGGUUGAUGAGUUGCGCGCACACCACAGUUGGUGUUGUCAACGUGCAGCGCUCGGGCUACAUCAGGACGGAGGCACUAGGUCGCAGAGGCGAAACCUUUGCCGGUGAGGUUGCGCCGCUGUGGCGGUCUGGGUUACGCCGGAAGCGCUGGGCGGUGGGAAACUUGCAGGCUUUUGUCGUCAACCCUCUCCCCAGCCGCUUGCCGGGGCGUCCGCGUGCGCACUGACAAUUUGGUAUUGUGCACCCUUGCAAGUCAUUCAGUGAGCGACCCCAUUCUGACGUGCAUUCAAUCAAUCUGGCAGCAGAGAUGCGGGCGCUGGAACUGCGUCCGCAUUGGAGUUGCCAUGGAUGGGAUCAUGGGUAUGUGCUUGUGUGUGGCUGGAUCUUCGCGGGCUAUGAACACUUGUCGCGGCUGUCUGCUGUGCGAGCAGACGGCGUGCCGCAGAGCAAGAGCUUAGGUUGCAUGGAUGCAUGUGGGGCCUGCAGUGCACACAGCUAGUUCUAGGUCGCUUUGUCGUCCUAGGCAUUUCUCGCGCGGCCUUCGCAGCGGCCCCCGCUGCGGACGCCGAGCGAAGAUUCAGGUCUGUGAAGGUCUGCGAAGACGUGGGCAAAGUCACUUGAAGUUGCAGCACUGUGCUGGGAUAGGGUUUCGACCUAAAAUCGAGCAGCUAGGGCGCUGUUGAAGGCUGCCCCUAGGCUAGGGGUGUGAUAAAGGACUCCGCCACACCCGGACUGCAUUGCAUGCGAGGGUAUUCGUGGUAUACAGGCCCAUUCACCUACCGGCAUGGGACCCUUAACUUGUAAUUCGCCUUGAAA
Messenger RNA from Chlamydomonas reinhardtii, 4802 nucleotides. RefSeq lists its product as uncharacterized. The transcript has 7 exons. Bases 372 to 2993 code for a protein of 873 amino acids. Lineage: Eukaryota; Viridiplantae; Chlorophyta; Chlorophyceae; Chlamydomonadales; Chlamydomonadaceae. The record is from RefSeq and is a predicted model, not a curated record.